CCACUGCGUCCGCUGUGCUCGCACGCAGGGAAGGGGUGGUGUCCUGAGCGUCAGAGGUUCUCCUGGCUCACCCGAACGCUGGGGGAAGGGUUUCAUCCAAGGACACUAAAAAUACCUGCCGUGUGCACGGCCGAGAAAAGUUCCCGGAGUGCCUAGUCACAGUCAUGACCUUGGGCAAGACAUUUUUCUUGUCUCUGUCUUUGUUUCCACACUGGGAGACAGCUGGGUACACAGCUCGUGGUAGAGUGCCUGCCUUGCCCUGGCUUCUGUCACUAAAAUACCUACAAGCCAGGCAUGGGGGUGGGGGCUGGAAAGUAGCUCAGUGAUUAAGAGCACCGACUGCUCUUCCAGAGGCCCCGGGUUCUGUUCCUAUAUGGUAGCUCACAACUAACUGUCUGUAACUCCAAGACCUGACACCCUCACACAGACAUGCAUUCAGGCAAAACACCAAUGGACAUUUUAAAAAAGCCAGGCAUGGUGAUACCUGCCUGGCAUUCCAGUGCUUGGGAAGCUGAGGCAGCAGGAUAGCCAUGAAUUCCAGGCUAAACUACAAAGUGAGACACCCUAUCUCAGGGCUGCCUCUCCACUCCCACCAGUAACACUGAGUGAAAGCUGCAUUCUAACCCCCGUGUCGUGUCCGGAUGGGACUUAAGGCAGCCAGAAUGGAAGGAGUUUACCUAACACAGGCAGGACAGUAUCCAUUGGAACAAUGACAGACUGCCCGCUCCAGAGGAAAGCUUAAGAAACAGAAGGAAAAGCUGUAGUCAGCAGAUGACUUGUUCUCCUCUUGGAUCAAAAAGGCUCGGAAUAGGGAGCCUGAACGCAGGCCGUGGCAGCCGAGGGUCGGGAUGUCUGCCCUUCUGGUGCCUCCCGUCACUCUGCAGUGCUGGCAGCACUGGCCUCUUUCUUUCUCAUGGUCUCCUUAUGACUCCCAGAAUCCAGAUGGCCGCUGGAGUCUCACGCCAGGCAGCAAGGCAGCAAGUGGAAGGAAGGUGGGAGGCUCAACAUCACGCCUCUCACCUCUCUCCGCACUUACACUUCCCUGAUACCAUCUGCCCACAGUUCACCAGCCCCCUUCCUUGCCAGGGAGACUGGUCCUUUCAUCCGGGCAGUUCCUGCCUGCGUGGGAAUGGGUGCUCUGCUAAGGAGGCGGUGGGGAGGGACUCUGGGUGGACAGGCUCUGCCACUAGCCCAAGGUGGGGUGCAUCUCAGGUUCCUCCACAUGCUGGCUGAGCUUGGCUGCCCUCCAUACCCAGUGCUCUGCCCACCUACUUGGCACCAGAAAGUCAAUUAACACUUAAUUGGCUCCCCCACUUAAAGAAAAGCCCUUCCUCCUCACUUUCCCAGGCAGUUGGAGAGCCAGCUUCAGGAGUGUUGCUGAGCCCCGGAGAGGUGUGCGGUCCUGAGGGGCAGUGCAGAGAGAGCUCUUCCGCACGAUCUGGGGUGAUCUCCAUUUCAUCAUUCACCAGGGCUUCCCCAGCUCUCCAGCCAGAUUUCCAUCUUGGCACCAUGGAUCUGUUUGGCAUCCUGUCUGCUCAUACCCCACAGCAGACGGCCUGUCCAAACUUGACCUGUCUAACCCAUUUCUCAGUGUUGGGCACUGGCGGCCAUCCUUCUUAGCUACCUUGGCACCCAGGUUUCAUCUGCUCUCUGCCAUCUCCCUGCCUACCUUCUCUCUGUUUCUUGAUGUUCCCUUAGGAGUUGCUUAGUGGCUCCACAGCGUUGGUGGGCACCUGCCCCACCCCCUGCUUCAUCCUUUCUGGCAAAUUGGCACCUGUUCUGAGCCUGUUGCCUCAUGCUCACAGAAGGGCUGCCACAGGUUCAGGCAUCCUGGCUCUGAGCGAGCAGGGAGAAGAUGGGGCAGAGGUGGUGCCAGCAGUAGUCCCUUAUCCGCAAAAGCAGAUUCUGUUAAGUCCCCAGUCUAAAGUUGUCCCAUCAACUGCCUGUGGCCGGGAACCCCAGUGUCUCUUCCAGGCGUGGGGGCAGAAAGCCAAACGUAGCUGGUGUGGGUGGUCGCUCUGCGGCCAUCUGUUCCUCCCACUGCCCAGUUCCUGGGCCAGCUCACACUCUCCUGGCUUGCUGUUGUCUUUCCUGUUCUCCAUCCCUUCCCUGCAGAGCCACUGAGAGACUGCAAGAUCCAGGGGAGGCUUCAGACCCCACAGAGUGCUCAAGGGCGGCCCAGGCCCACCUCCUCGGCCCUCAUCUCACCUGACUUCCAGCCCUUUGGCCUCCUGUCAUUCCUUGUCCUUUUGUCUAGGCCUUCCCCCCUACCCCCACCUUGGCCCAGUGCAGCAGGCUCUUUGCACGCCUGGCUCUGCAUGUGCCCUCCUUUGGGCUCUUGUCACUCAGCUCUCAUGUCCACCAAUUCCUUCUGGAGGCAGGGGCUCCAGCAGCCCCGCCCAGCGAUGGCUUAUUACGGGCAGGACACCAGGGGUGGUGGUGCACCCCAUUCGUUCCAGCACCCAGGAAGCAGAGGCAGGCACACCUCUGGUCGGAUUUCCUUCUACAUGACCAACUACGGCGAGGAGGGGACACAUGUGGGGAGCGCUGCUGCCCUGGACCGGACGGACCUAGUGUUUGGCCAAUACCGGGAGGCAGGUGUGCUCAUGUACCGGGACUACCCCCUGGAGCUGUUCAUGGCCCAGUGCUAUGGCAACGUGAGUGACCCAGGCAAGGGACGCCAGAUGCCCGUUCACUAUGGCUGCAAGGAGCGCCACUUCGUCACCAUCUCCUCUCCACUGGCCACGCAGAUCCCUCAGGCGGUGGGCGCAGCCUAUGCCGCCAAGCGCGCCAACGCCAACCGGAUUGUGAUCUGUUACUUUGGUGAGGGGGCAGCCAGUGAAGGGGAUGCCCAUGCCGGUUUCAACUUCGCGGCCACCCUGGAGUGUCCUAUCAUCUUCUUCUGCCGGAACAACGGCUAUGCCAUCUCCACGCCAACCUCUGAGCAGUACCGUGGGGAUGGCAUAGCGGCUCGGGGCCCUGGGUACGGCAUCAUGUCCAUCCGUGUGGAUGGCAACGAUGUGUUUGCAGUAUACAAUGCCACUAAGGAGGCUCGGCGGCGGGCUGUGGCUGAGAACCAGCCCUUCCUCAUCGAGGCCAUGACCUACAGGAUUGGGCACCACAGCACCAGUGACGACAGCUCAGCGUACCGCUCAGUGGAUGAGGUCAAUUACUGGGACAAGCAGGACCACCCGAUCUCCAGGCUGAGGCUGUACCUGCUGAACCGGGGUUGGUGGGAUGAGGAGCAGGAGAAGGCCUGGCGGAAGCAGUCUCGGAAGAAGGUGAUGGAGGCCUUUGAACAGGCUGAGCGGAAGCUGAAGCCGAACCCAAGCCUGAUCUUCUCUGAUGUGUACCAGGAGAUGCCCACGCAGCUGCGCAGGCAGCAGGAGGCCCUGGCACGGCAUCUGCAGACCUACGGGGAGCACUAUCCCCUGGACCACUUUGACAAGUGAGGCCACCUGGAGGCGGUCCUAUGCUCAGUGGAGGAGGGGGCGUGGCAGGAUGCUGCCCCUCUCCUAGUCAAAACUGCUGGGAUGCUCUGCUCGGGGGUCAUAGUGGCACUCCAGACUGUGGUGGAGUGACUCCCACUCCAGCUCCUCCAGACCACUUCACUGGGGCACAGUGUUCGUGGCCAUUGCUGCUGCUCCGUCACCACUUCACCUGUUACAGUGCCUUCUAGGGGUGGGGCCGGGGCUAGGGAAGAUCCUCUGGGCAGGGUGGCUCUGGAUCCCACCCAGAGAUUGAGCUGGUCAGCACAGUGAGUAAACCGUGGCGCUGCCUCUGA
Meriones unguiculatus (Mongolian gerbil) is the source of this 3784-nucleotide messenger RNA. It is a transcript of the gene Bckdha, whose product is annotated as branched chain keto acid dehydrogenase E1 subunit alpha. The transcript has 7 exons. Lineage: Eukaryota; Metazoa; Chordata; Mammalia; Rodentia; Muridae. Gene Ontology annotation, molecular function: oxidoreductase activity, acting on the aldehyde or oxo group of donors, disulfide as acceptor. The record is from RefSeq and is a predicted model, not a curated record. The coding region runs from base 2319 to 3452 and encodes 377 amino acids. Gene Ontology annotation, biological process: branched-chain amino acid catabolic process.